Camelina sativa (false flax) is the source of this 411-nucleotide messenger RNA. The record is from RefSeq and is a predicted model, not a curated record. Lineage: Eukaryota; Viridiplantae; Streptophyta; Magnoliopsida; Brassicales; Brassicaceae.
AUGGCGACGUCGGGAACAUACGUAACUGAGGUUCCUUUGAAAGGAUCGGCGGACCAAUAUUACAAGAGCUGGAAGAGCGAGAACCAUCUUUUCCCUGACGCCAUCGGCCAGCACAUCCAACAUCCAACAUGCAUGUCAUUGUUCACGAAGCCGGUGACGUUCAAAGAGAGGAGGGAGAUAGAUGAUGCAAAUAAAACGUUGACCAAAAGAGGACUGGAGGGUCACCCGAUGGAGGAUCUCAAAGUGUUUGACGUCGUCUACCAAUUUAUUCCCAAAUCUGAGGAUAGCUGCGUCUGCAAAAUCACAAUGAUGUGGGAGAAGCGCAACGAUGAUUUUCCUGAACCAAGCGGUCUCAUGAAGUUCGUCAAGACCAUGGUUGUUGACAUUGAGGGUCACGUCACCAAAGCUUAA